Messenger RNA from Pseudomyrmex gracilis, 2341 nucleotides. RefSeq names its product alpha-tocopherol transfer protein-like. The transcript is spliced from 7 exons. Gene Ontology annotation, cellular component: membrane. The coding region runs from base 119 to 1108 and encodes 329 amino acids. Gene Ontology annotation, molecular function: phosphatidylinositol bisphosphate binding. The record is from RefSeq and is a predicted model, not a curated record. Lineage: Eukaryota; Metazoa; Arthropoda; Insecta; Hymenoptera; Formicidae.
UCUGGUCAGUCUUUCCAGAUGGUUUUUUUCGCUUUUUCCAUAUACGACUUCCGCCAUUCGCAAAGUUCCAUUUGAGUUGAGAGAUCUCGCGUUGUGCCGCAAUCCAAGUGAAUACGCAAUGUGUGCGUCCGCGAUUACCGAAGAAAAGAAAGAGGAAAGUGAUACACCGUCGAUGUAUGAGAUGUACGAGGACUGGUUGAAGAACGGGCCGAAGUUGAUGUUUGGCGAAUUCCCACUUCUCAUCGAUAUCUAUCUCAACGAUUCUGACGAUUUCUUCAUUCAGAAGGCCAAGGAUGAAUUACGGGAAACACCGGAAAAUGUUGCCGAGAGCUUGAAAGAACUUCGAAAAUUGCUCGCAGAGGAAUCUGAUUUGAUCUUACCGGACGAUGAUAGUUACUAUAUUAUGUUUUUACGAUGUUGCAAGUGGUAUCCGAAAAGCGCAUUUUCACGCAUGAAAAGGUACUUUCACUUCCAACAGCAAUAUCCACAUAUAUAUAAAGACUUGUUGCCUAGUACAGCUAAACUGGCGUUAUGCCACGGUUUACUUUAUGCUCUGCCAUUUCGUACCAACGACGGAUGCAGAAUAUUGGUAGCAGAAGCCGGGAAACGAUGGAAACCAAAGGAAGUAUCACCAAACGAGUUAUUCAAAGGUCUAAUACUAAAUUUAUUCGUAGCCAUGACGGAGCCCAAAACUCAGAUAGCAGGUGGUCGUGCCAUCUUAGAUAUGGAUGGUUUAAGUUUGCAUCACAUCACGUAUCUCACACCGAGCUUCGCGAAAAUGAUGGUGGACUUUAUACAGAAAUGUCUACCAGCUCGUCUCAAAUCUAUACAUAUCGUCAGACAAUCGUUUGUUUUUAAUAUAGCAUUCGGACUCUUUAAGCCAUUUCUCGAGGAGAAAUUACGCAAACGAAUUUUUUUUCACGGCACAAAUUUUGAGUCCCUAAUGACUUCAAUGAAUACAAAUAAAGAGACGCUGCUUAAGAAGCACGGUGGCGAUCUGGAAAUGCCCGAGGGACCGUAUGGCGAGACUUAUUGGAGAUCAGUACUCUAUUUAGAACCUUUUGUGAAAACCAAAUACGGAUACGUAUCGGAUAGCAGUAAAACAUAAUUACUGCUAAUGAUUGCGCGAUCGUUAUCAUUAACGUCAUCAUGACGUUAAAUGCAUGACCAUAAAUGCAAUUACACGAACACAGAAGAUGCAAUAUGCAUAUUUGUGUGGGUGUUGUUUACAUGUUUUUUUAAUAAAAUAAAUGUAUGUUUCGUUUAUUGAUAUAUGUAUAAGAGAAGAACACCGAAAUACAAAAAAAAGUGAAUUUCUAGAAAACGUAUUAGUGUGUGCAAUUUCUAGCCUUGUACUAUUGUAUGUUCCGUACACAUGUUUGCGUGAGUAAAAGAUACAAACUAUCAAGUCCUAGCAUCCUAAACUAGCAUCCUAGCAAGUUUUGUACAUUAAGAGAGUUUAUUAAAGUUAAUGUUAGAAAGAACAAUUGUUGUUAAUGGAAAAUAUUGUAGUCGCAAAAUUAUAACCUUUCAAAAAUCUGUUUAAAAAAAAAUACAUCCAUAACACAUAUUAGAAUUUUAUUUAUAAAUAAAGUGAUUUAAAUACACUGACCAUUCUAAGUACAUUGGCUUUCUCGUCAUUUGUUGACAUUAUUAAACGUUUAUAAUUUUAUGUGACGUCUAAUGGAGAUUUUGUAUUGAAUAUUGUUUUGUGUGAAAUGUGAUUGCCUACGUUUACAAAUAAAAUAUCUACUACAUGUAACAAUUUAAAAUAUAUUUAAAUAGAUAUUUAAAAUAUCUACCACAUAUAAUAUUUUAAACUUGUAAAAAUGCGAUCGCAACUACUUUAUAUUACACAAUGUUGCUAAAUAAUACACAAAUAGCAAAUGUGUUCAUUUAUUUACAUAUCUAUAAUUUAUUUAAUAUUACAUUAUGUUCGUCAAAUAUUUCUCGUUAAUGCGCAAUUUCUUUUUAUACUAAGAAUAUUUUUAUUAAAUACAAUUAAUCAUAUAUAUAUUCAUAUAUAAAAACAAAACUGCUCUAACGAGAACUACGUUUUGAUAUAUCCCAUAUGUGUUGCGUGAGCAAAAAACUAUUUUGAUAUAAAACUAUCUAUUGUUUUUCCAUUCUCGAAUUGAUCAAGUCUAUAUGGAAUGUAAUAGUUGUAUCUUGCGUGAAAGGGCAAAAGUUCUCAAAUGCAAUCAUUUAAAUUAUAACAAAAACUAUAACAAAAGAACAAAAUGUAAAGAAACGAAAAAAGAUAAGAAACCGUCUAUGAGAUGUGAACAAAAACAAAAACAAAAUUUUGCAAGUGUUAUAUCUUUCUGUCAGAUUCCGCGCG